Polistes canadensis is the source of this 1748-nucleotide messenger RNA. RefSeq names its product protein arginine N-methyltransferase 1 (gene Art3). Gene Ontology annotation, molecular function: protein-arginine N-methyltransferase activity. Gene Ontology annotation, cellular component: nucleus. Lineage: Eukaryota; Metazoa; Arthropoda; Insecta; Hymenoptera; Vespidae. The transcript is spliced from 8 exons. The record is from RefSeq and is a predicted model, not a curated record. Bases 92 to 1657 code for a protein of 521 amino acids. Gene Ontology annotation, biological process: peptidyl-arginine methylation.
GCAUUGUAUAGAUUUUCUAACCUAAAAAAAUCAUUAUGUACAACAUUAUGUAUAAAAAAUCGUGAGCAUCAAUAACAUUAUAAUCUUUAUCAUGACAGAACAAGAAGUAAUGCCGGUCAUUGAAAUGGAUGAAACUAGUGAUGCGGAUAGUGGUGAUGACUGGAGUGAAACCAAUGAAGAUACUCAAACCGUUACAUGUCUUUUUUGUAAAGAUACUACCGAUGGAAUAACAAAUGCAUUGAAGCAUCUUGAAGUACUUCAUAAUUUUGCUUUAAGCAAUUUUAUAACAAAGCACUCUCUUGAUUCCUAUUCAUAUAUUAAAUUAAUCAAUUUCAUUCGACAAAAAAAUAUUCAACCAGAACAAUUAAAUACUUUAUGUAUAAAAGAUUGGCAAGAUGAUGAAUAUUUAUAUCCUGUUAUAGAGGAUGAUCCGUUACUAAUGUAUGAUGUCGAAGAUUUAGAAAACAAACCUGUAAACACUAUUAGUUACACUGUAAAUUCAGAGAAUGGGUGCGUUACUUUAUCGGAAGCGCAUUUUGCUGAGCUACAAAGGACGAUUCAGACACUUAAAGCACAACUAGAACAACGUGAAAUAGCAUGCUUUUUAGCUAAACAGCAAGUGAACGAGAUGGUAGAAAAAGCACAAAAAUUAGUUUUGGAUGACGAACAAGAGAACAUAGAAGAAAUAAUUGAAACGAAACGUAAUUCGCAUGCCGAUGAGGGAUAUUUUAAUACAUACAGUCAUUUUGCCAUUCAUCAUGAAAUGCUGACAGAUUCAAUAAGAACAAAAAGUUAUCGUGAUGCGCUGUUUUCAAAUUCUACUAGAUUUAAUAAUUGUAUAAUGUUGGAUGUUGGUUGUGGAACAGGUAUCUUGUCUAUGUUUGCAGCAAUAUCUGGUUGUCGCAAAGUUAUUAGCGUUGACCAGUCUGAUGUAAUAUAUCAGGCUAUGGAUAUUAUAAGGGAAAAUAAUUUAGAUAACGUUAUUACGUUAAAGAAAGGUCGCUUAGAAGAUAUCUCGCUCGGAGAAGAAAAAGUAGAUGCUAUUAUCUCCGAAUGGAUGGGAUAUUUUUUGUUAUUUGAAGGAAUGUUAGACACAGUUAUUUAUGCAAGGGAUCAUUAUUUAGUCGCUAAUGGUGUACUAAUGCCAAACAGAUGUUCAAUGAGUAUAGUUGGAAGUGGUGAUACACAAAGAUACGUGGAUUUGAUUGAUUAUUGGUCAAACGUCUACGGUUUUAAAAUGAGCUGUAUGAAAAGCGAAGUUUUGAAAGAACCAAGCAUAGAAAUUUGUAGGUCUGAAUAUAUUAUAACCACUGCUGCCGAAAUUCAGACAUUUGACUUAUACACAGUCACUACAGAUUGUGUUAACUUCUCCGCACCUUUCAAUUUAACUGUGAAAAAAACAGGAUCAUUGACUGCGAUAAUUGGUUACUUUGAUGUAUUCUUUGAUUUAGAAACUGCAAUCAAUUUCAGUACUGGACCAAAUGCUUCUCCCACCCACUGGAAACAAACAGUAUUUUCUUUAAAAGAACCUAUUAGUAUAACCGAAGGUGAAGUCUUAAGCGGCAAAUUAAUAUGUCGCAGGCAUAUUAAAGAUGUUCGUGGUUUGAUCAUUACCAUUCACAUCAAAGAUUUUAGUCAAGUUUACUAUAUGAAUUAGAUUUAAUGGAUAUGCUUUUGCAUUGUAAGUCUAUUAAACAAAAUUUAUAUCUUUAUUAAAUCGAUACUUUUAGUAUGUUUAUCCAACUUUC